Messenger RNA from Malassezia restricta, 1002 nucleotides. RefSeq names its product DUF159 domain protein. Gene Ontology annotation, molecular function: single-stranded DNA binding. The record is from RefSeq and is a predicted model, not a curated record. NCBI's taxonomy places the organism in Eukaryota, Fungi, Basidiomycota, Malasseziomycetes, Malasseziales, Malasseziaceae. Gene Ontology annotation, biological process: DNA damage response. The coding region runs from base 1 to 1002 and encodes 333 amino acids. The transcript has a single exon.
AUGUGUGGACGAUUCGCAUGCAACCUGAAUAAAGAUGAGUUGUUGACGGCUGUGACUGAUACGAUCCCCGCCAAUGUAGGACUUGGGCCUUCGGAUUCGGGCACACAGUUCUCUCCAAGCUACAACAUCGCUCCAAAUAUGCAAUGCCCCGUGUUUCGAAAAAAUCUGGAUUCCAUGGAUGUGAUGAUGGAGACAAUGAAGUGGGGCGUUUCAUCUAAGUCCCUUUUCCAUGCAGAUAAUGAGGUCAUGCUUAUCAAUGCGCGAGAUGAUACGGUGCUGAAGCCAGGUUCUAUUUGGCAUGACAUGAUGGCAGAGCGUCGGUGUAUCGUAUUUUGUCAAGGAUUUUAUGAAUGGCAAAAAGAUGACACUGUACCUGGUCAAACGCAUGCCCCGAAGCGUAUCGCGCAUUUCGUUGGCAUGGGCAAAUAUGGUAGAGGUCGGCGUACGAUCGAUGGGCAAUCGCGGCAACUUAUGCCCAUGGCUGCAUUUUGGACUCAGCAGAAAGGGUCUGAUCAAAAUGCAUUUGCAAUUGUAACGACACAAGCCAACAAACAGCUCGAAUUUUUGCAUGACCGUAUGCCUGUGAUUCUGCCAGACACGUGCGCCAUAUCUGAGUGGCUCGGGAUAACGAGUUAUGAGCAUGUUUCCAAGUUACUAACGCCGUACCAGGGCACGCUUGACUGCUAUAAGGUGCCCCCUGAGGUAGGAUCGGUGGGUACAUCGAAUGAAAACUACAUUUAUCCACUCCAUGCAAGAAAGGACGGUAUUUUGGCCAUGUUUGAAAAGGCGAAACUACAUACACAGAGGCAAAAAAUGGCUGUGGAAGACAAUGGUACGGAGGAAGAGCGCAAAACCCUGCCCAGCACGCCUAAAAAGCAUGUCAAGCCAGCACAAUCGCCUUCCUCCGUCAUGCGAGCCAAGACUCGAGAAAGCCCUCGCAAGCGCAUGAAAGGAACACCAAGUUUGGAGACAUACUGGUUGAAAGGUGAGAGCGAAGGGUAA